Zasmidium cellare ATCC 36951 is the source of this 2097-nucleotide messenger RNA. RefSeq lists its product as uncharacterized. Gene Ontology annotation, molecular function: L-glutamine:D-fructose-6-phosphate transaminase (isomerizing) activity; carbohydrate derivative binding. The transcript is spliced from 3 exons. Gene Ontology annotation, biological process: fructose 6-phosphate metabolic process; UDP-N-acetylglucosamine metabolic process; protein N-linked glycosylation. The record is from RefSeq and is a predicted model, not a curated record. The coding region runs from base 1 to 2097 and encodes 698 amino acids. Lineage: Eukaryota; Fungi; Ascomycota; Dothideomycetes; Mycosphaerellales; Mycosphaerellaceae.
AUGUGUGGAAUCUUCGGCUACAUCAACUACCUCGUCGAGAAGGACAGGAAGUACAUCCUCGACACGCUCGUGAAUGGCCUUUCCCGCCUUGAGUACAGAGGCUACGACUCCGCCGGUCUCGCCAUCGACGGCGACAAGAAGAAUGAGGUGUUCGCGUUCAAGGAGGUCGGCAAGGUCGCCAAGCUCAAGGAGCUGAUUGCACAAGAGCAGCCAGACCUCACCAAGGUCUUCGACAACCACGCCGGUAUUGCACACACCCGAUGGGCCACUCACGGCCCACCAAGCAGAGUUAACUGCCAUCCUCACCGCUCAGACCCCAAGUGGGAGUUCGCGGUCGUGCACAACGGCAUCAUCACAAACUACAAGGAGCUGAAGGCUCUGCUCGAGACAAAGGGCUUCAAGUUCGAGACUGAGACGGAUACUGAGGCGAUUGCGAAGCUCGCCAAGUACAUCUACGAUGCCCACCCAACCAUCGACUUCACCACCCUCGUCAAGGCUGUCAUCAAGGAGCUGCAGGGCGCUUUCGGUCUUCUCAUCAAGAGCGUGCGCUUCCCUGGCGAGGUGGUCGCAGCCCGUAAGGGUUCGCCUUUGGUUGUUGGUGUGCGCACCCAGAAGAAGAUGAAGGUCGAUUUCGUCGACGUUGAGUUCGGUGAGGGUGGUGAAGUCCUCCCAGCCGAGCAGGCCAGCCAGAACGUCGCCCUCAAGAAGAGCCCAGGUCUUCUCGGCGGCAACCUCCUCGCACCACCAGACAAGUCGCUUCUUCACCGCUCGCAAUCGCGAGCUUUCCUCUCAGACGAUGGCGUCCCACAGCCAACCGAGUUCUUCCUCUCCUCCGACCCAGCCGCCAUCAUCGAGCACACCAAGAAGGUGCUCUACCUCGAGGACGACGACAUUGCCCACAUCCACGAGGGCCAGCUCAACAUCCACCGUCUGUCCAAGAGCGACGGCACUAGCAACGUCCGUGCCAUUCAGACCCUCGAGAUCGAGCUGCAGGAGAUCAUGAAGGGCAAGUUCGACCACUUCAUGCAAAAGGAGAUUUUCGAACAGCCAGAGUCGGUCGUCAACGCCAUGCGUGGUCGUCUGAACGUGGAAGAGAAGACAGUGACCCUGGGUGGUCUCAGACAAUACAUCAGCACGAUCCGCCGCUGCAGACGUCUGAUAUUCAUCGCUUGCGGUACCUCAUAUCACUCCUGCAUGGCUGUGCGUGGAGCGUUCGAGGAGCUCACUGAGAUCCCAAUCUCGGUUGAGCUGGCUUCUGAUUUCCUUGAUCGUCAGGCCCCAGUCUUCCGCGACGAUACCUGCGUGUUCGUCUCUCAGUCUGGUGAGACCGCCGAUUCCCUGAUGGCUCUGCGCUACUGCUUGGAGCGCGGUGCCCUCACCGUUGGUAUCGUCAACGUGGUCGGUUCCAGCAUUUCGCUCAUGACCCACUGCGGUGUUCACAUCAACGCCGGCCCCGAGAUUGGUGUCGCCUCCACCAAGGCUUACACCUCACAGUUUGUCUGCAUGAUCAUGUUCGCUCUGUCGCUCUCCGAGGAUCGCGCCAGCAAGACACAGAGGAGACUGGAGAUCAUGGAGGGUCUCGGCAAGAUCUCUGAGCAGUUCAAGGCCAUCCUCAAGAUGGAUCAGGAGAUCAAGAACCUGUGCUUGAAGUUCAAGGAUCAGAAGUCUUUGCUGCUCCUGGGUCGUGGUGCACAGCACGCUACCGCUUUGGAGGGUGCCCUCAAGAUCAAGGAAAUCUCCUACCUGCACUGCGAGGCCGUCAUGUCUGGCGAGCUGAAGCACGGUGUCCUCGCCCUCGUCGACGAGAACCUCCCCAUCGUCAUGAUCCUCACCCGCGACGACAUCUUCGCCAAGUCGCUCAACGCCUACCAGCAAGUCAUUGCUCGCAAGGGUCGCCCAAUUGUCAUCUGCAACACCGGCGACAAGGAGUUCCCUGGCGAGAAGACCGACAAGAUCGAGGUCCCACACACCGUCGACGUUCUCCAGGGUCUGCUCAACGUCAUCCCUCUCCAACUCAUGGCCUACUGGCUUGCCGUUGCUGAGGGUCUCAACGUUGACUUCCCACGUAACUUGGCCAAGUCGGUCACCGUCGAGUAG